AUGAGCUACAAAUCCAACUACGAACCUUACACAAGCCAAAGUCUCGACUUGAACAGAGUCCGGCCCUCUGAAGAGCUUCUUUACCCAUUAGGAGGCCUGUACCCACACGUCGUCGCACUCCAGCUACAAUCACACGAUGAAAACCCGUGGUCCGCAGCGAAGCACUUCUCAGGAUACCAAGACAUCUCAUACUGGUCAGAAGUAGUUUCUUCUCCACGAUCACUACCGGAACAUUACUCGAAGCACCCACUACGCAGGUACAGCGAAACUACAAAGUCAAAAUUCGUUUCUAGAAUCCGGCGAUUCCUCAGCCGAGAUGACCUGCGAAAGCGCCGACGAUUUGAGUGA
This is a messenger RNA of Aspergillus calidoustus, 348 nucleotides long. Lineage: Eukaryota; Fungi; Ascomycota; Eurotiomycetes; Eurotiales; Aspergillaceae. The record is from the annotation of a GenBank genome assembly.